Molecule: messenger RNA, 890 nt
Organism: Ciona intestinalis (vase tunicate)
Lineage: Eukaryota; Metazoa; Chordata; Ascidiacea; Phlebobranchia; Cionidae
Source: RefSeq, a predicted model, not a curated record
ACAUCGCUCAUACACACCAUGCAUUAACAUAGAAAGUAGCGUCAAUGAUAUACAGUUUAAUUAGAUCUAUUCGAAUAUGAAGUUCGCAAUAUACGUCAUAUGCUGUUACGUAUUUAUUACGUCAUGUAUUGCGUCAUCGCACCGAAAUGAGAAACGAUUAAGAGAAAUUAUCGAGAUCAGCGAACGUAUGAACUACACUGUUGAUCCUGCGACCCUGACCCCUGCUCAAGUAAAACUGUUGUUCAAGAUGAAUUCGUUCUGUCAGUGUGAAUGUUGUCGUGAAUCGCCAGCGCCACAGUGUGACCGUGAAAAUCCAGUUGAUCUCGGAGAAAACUUUACUUGUCCGGAAAACUUCUGCACUGGGGAAGCGAUGUGUCGUAAUUAUGAUCAAAGCGAAUGCGAGAAAUCUUGUUUCUGUCAGCGAUGUGGGGGCUCUCUCCCUGAUGACGACUACCGUUGCCGUAGCAACGUGACGUACUUAAGCCCAAGUUGCAACUGUAGUUCCCUCACCCACCUUGCCCCAUGCGCGAAGGAAGAGUUCGACCCCCACCAAGUAGCUUGGCAAUUACAACUCAUGCUCACAAGGGAGAGAUUACUUGAAUGUACCCUGGCAUGCUUCUGCGUAGAUUGUGACGUCGCAACCUUGUCACAAGUCAUAGAACGGGGGCCACCAUUGUCAAACACUUGUGACGGAAUAAUUGUCAUUCCGGAUUAUUGUAGAGAAUGCGCGCCUUGUCCAACAGCCGAAUCUCUCCGACUUGCGCAACAGCAUUUAAACCUCAUUCGAAUCUCACAAGCAAGCUACAGCAAGAAGUAAACGCCAUGGAAAACAUUUUGUUUGAACUAAUUUAACCAGGGCUGGAUUUCAAUUGAAACCCACCAGAACGAUG